AUGAGCAAAGUCCGCGCGAGCGUUCAACUCGCACCUAACAAGGAUGGCUCUCGAAAGCUCCAGCCCUUUGUGAUCGGCAAAGCAACGGCGCCGCGCCUCUUCAAAAACUGUAAGCAGCUCCCCGUCCGCUACGCCUUCAAUAAGAAGGCGUGGAUGACGCGUCAGCUGUUUACAGAAUGGCUACAAGCGUGGGACGCCGAACUGGGCAAGUCAGGCCGUCACGCUUGCCUUCUCGUCGAUAACUGCUCGGAUCGCCACACCACCUGCGAGCUGGAAAACAUUGAGCUCAAGUUUCUGCCUGCGAACACGACAGCUAAGUUGCAGCCGCUCGACCAGGGCAUCAUUAAGUCGUUCAAGGUCGGUUACAGGAGGCGACUGAUAAGCUUUUGGUGA
This is a messenger RNA of Dermacentor albipictus, 393 nucleotides long. The record is from RefSeq and is a predicted model, not a curated record. NCBI's taxonomy places the organism in Eukaryota, Metazoa, Arthropoda, Arachnida, Ixodida, Ixodidae.